AUGUCAGAGACUGAGUUGGAAAAGAUAAAAGUAAGACCAGCAGAGCAUUUUGAAAAUGACAAAAAUAACAUUGCUUGGUUAAAGGAAGAUAUGCAACUCAGAAAUGAAAAGCAUACAGACGAGAAAACUAUUAAUGCUAUCGUUAUAAAUUCAGUAUCCGAAUUCAAUAUCACAGAUGGACCAGCCCAGGAAACCUCCAAUGAGAAAAGCCUGUCAGGAUCGAGCUCUUCACUCUCUUCCCUCGAAGAAUGUCAAACGAAAUUUCCCUACCUCCAAACUAAUACUUCAGCUCAUCGGAGAGAUGCUGAUGAGGAGUGUGCCUCCCUGAUCCUCGCCUGUCUCUUCUGCCAGUUCUUGGACUGCCUCCUCAUGCUCCCCGACACGUGUGAAACCGUCUGCAUCAACCUAUGCUGCCCCUCUCACAGGUACUACUCCGCCUCAGACGAGAGCCAUCCUCGCAAUGAUUGCAACUUGUCCUGUGACAUGGACUGUAGCCUCUUUGAAUCCUGCCAUGAGACCAGCGAGUGCUUGGAGCUGGCCAUGGAGAUAUCGGAAAUCUGUUACCGAUAG
Messenger RNA from Psammomys obesus (fat sand rat), 570 nucleotides. RefSeq names its product MyoD family inhibitor domain containing 2 (gene Mdfic2). The coding region runs from base 1 to 570 and encodes 189 amino acids. NCBI's taxonomy places the organism in Eukaryota, Metazoa, Chordata, Mammalia, Rodentia, Muridae. The record is from RefSeq and is a predicted model, not a curated record. The transcript is spliced from 3 exons.